CUCACGUGUUCCUGCAAGAGUUGCCGGCCCUGAUUAACCCCACACGCUUCAAGGUCGGAGCUAUGGCUGGCAAAGAGGAGUUAGCCGUACAAGCUUCACCCGAGAUCAGUAUUAAGGAAUGUUUGAUGAGCACGGAGGAUUACGAAGAGGUGCAGUUCUCCAGUCUGUCCGGCACCUCGUUUAUAAUGUUGCAGAGCAAGAAGGAGAACAUCGACGACAACAGCAACAGCAGCAGCAGCAACACUAACAACAACAACAACAACAGCAACAGCAGUAACAGCAACAACAACAACAACAACAACAGCAACAGCAUAAAGAAGAAGAAAUUGAAAGAUGAGAAGCGUUGUCGAGUUUGCGGAGAUGUUGCCCUUGGUUACAACUUUGAUGCAGUCACCUGUGAAUCGUGCAAGGCAUUCUUUCGACGAAAUGCAAGAGGGAGCAAGCCGACUCGGUGUUUGUUCCAAGGUAAUUGUGCGAUCGAUGUAAGAACUCGCAGAUUCUGCCCACAUUGUCGUCUACAGAAAUGUUUCUCUGUUGGUAUGAAAAAGGACAUGAUUUUAGAUGAAACAGAGCGGAAAGCUAGAAUGGCCAAAGUUUUGGAAAAUCGACAGAAACGCCAGUCAACUGGCAAAAGUAGAGAAGAAGUGACGUCAUCUGAUCAGGAAGCUUGUUCUGAUUGGUCAGAUUUAAUGAGCAAUACACCAAUGAGUAACUUCAGUGACAACUCUCCAACCCCUACUACAGCUUCUAAUGAACCAGUCCCCAUCAAAGUGGAUUUGGCUUCUCUACCAAAAGAGAGAGAACUGUACCGUAAACUGACCGAGAAUGAAACAGUUUUCAUCAAGGAGUUAACAAUGCUGUACGAAUCAACCUUAGCAUCUCAAGUAGAUUCUUAUCACAGUGAGAAGAGCAACUAUUCAAGCAUCAACCAACUGGUGAACAAUUCGGAAAUUGCUGUAAGGCGUUUGAUUAAAUUUGUCAAGCGUCUCGAUGACUUUAUGCGUUUGAGUCAAGAGGAUCAAAUAGCUACACUGAAGGCUUGUGUUCUCAGUACAAUUCUCUUGCGGUCGGUGGCAUUCUACUCAUAUGAAAAAGAUGCAUGGAUCACGACCAAAGGUGAGGUACCGACAAAGAUUCUAAAAGAGGUGACCGGCUACUUCAAUCUUCAUGACUCUCACACUCGUUAUUGUCGCAGCUUAAAGUAUGUUGUACAAGACAACCAUGAAGUGAUGACGCUGCUACAGCUAAUCAUAAUCUUCAAUCCUGAGGGACCGAACCUCAGCAGUCGGACUUUGAUCUCUGAUAUUCAGGACCAUUACAUCACGUUAUUAAAACAUUACCUGGAGUCAGAGUUUUCUUUCAGCUAUGCCAAAGAGAUAUUACCAUUCCUUCUACAGAAACUCGCUGACUUGAAAGAUCUCAGUGAAGAACACUCAAAAAUUCUUUUACAAGUUAAUCCGACACAGAUUGAGCCAUUAAUGCUUGAGGUGUUAAAUCUGAAAUGAUAGCCACUGGUCAAUUUCUUAUUUGGCCUUAAUUUACUU
Messenger RNA from Octopus sinensis (East Asian common octopus), 1544 nucleotides. Its product is annotated as nuclear hormone receptor HR96. Gene Ontology annotation, molecular function: nuclear receptor activity; zinc ion binding; RNA polymerase II cis-regulatory region sequence-specific DNA binding. Gene Ontology annotation, biological process: cell differentiation; positive regulation of transcription by RNA polymerase II; negative regulation of transcription by RNA polymerase II. Bases 63 to 1505 code for a protein of 480 amino acids. The record is from RefSeq and is a predicted model, not a curated record. NCBI's taxonomy places the organism in Eukaryota, Metazoa, Mollusca, Cephalopoda, Octopoda, Octopodidae. The transcript has 4 exons.